Molecule: messenger RNA, 10020 nt
Organism: Porites lobata
Lineage: Eukaryota; Metazoa; Cnidaria; Anthozoa; Scleractinia; Poritidae
Source: the annotation of a GenBank genome assembly
AUGUCAGUUUUGUCGAUAGAAUACAACCGUAUCAUAAUAUUCAAGGAACCCAUACCAGACAGAGUGCUUCCAGAUCACGUGAUUAGAACUGAAAAGGUACUCAAUGAAGGGGGCUGCAGGGUGAAAUGUUUUUUGGAACCAAAAUGCGUGUCUAUUAACGUGGGUCCUGGAGGUGCUCAUACAAGAACAUGCGAACUUAACAAUGCCACUGACGAGAGCCCUUCACUGUCUUCGCUCAAAAAGAAGGAACAUUACAUUCACUUUGCUAUUGAGGUAUGUUAAAACUGGCUUUUGGUUCGUACGUACUGAAUGAUGACGAUAACGAUUCAGGGCAUACAUGUAAUAAUGAUGAUGAUGAUGGUGAUGGUGAUGUUGAUGAUGAUAAUGAUGAUGACCAUAUUGCUAAUGCUGCUGCUGAUAAUGAUGAAUGAUGGUGACAAUAUUGAUGACAAUGAUGGUGAUGGAGGCGAUGAAGAUGAUGAUUAUGGUUUGGAUGAUGAUGAUGAUACUAAUGAUGACAAUAAUGAUGUUGAUAAUGCUGAUGAUAACAGAUGUAUCAUAAUUCAGUUCUUGGUAUUGUUAUUAAUGAUGAUGACGAUAGUUAUGAUUCUGAUGAUGAUGCUAACAAUGUGAUCUUGAAAAUAGUGAUUCCAAGAAGCGAUAUAAAUGAGAUGUGCUGAUAACCAUGGUAAUGGAGAUUGUGACAGAGGUGCUGUAGGAUAUAGACUGUGGAACCCACAUUGCGGAUUAACUAUUGUGAUGUAGUAUAUGACGGAGAACUUGAAAAACAAAUAAUGCACAUCAUAUUUAAGGCUGCAAAUUAAUAAAACAUCUAAUGUGGUAUCUUUUUAACUCAGAACUUUUGCCAAAUGAACGAUGAUCCGUGCCCAGGAGAAAACGAGUUAUGUGAAGUUGGGUUCACAGAAAAACGCUACAGAUGUGUCUGUCGCGAUGGGUUCAAGUUUAUAAACGACCAAUGUACAGGUAAUACGCAGAAGCUAGAUGCAUAAAACAACUCAUACUCUUCGCCAAGAGCCAAGUUUAUAGAGUGUUUUCACUCACGUGGCCAGCAUCUAUGCAAAUUUAUUGGAACAAAAGAAAGCGUUUGCAUAAGAAAAGAGUUCAACUCCCAGAGGAUUGCUUUGGGACACCAACAUGGCCGCCGUGACGUCAUGUAAAAACACUCUAUAGUUCAUUGCGCCCUUGCAAAUAUAGAGUAAUUGCACAUGACGUCACGGCGGCGAUAUUAAUGUUCGAAAACAAUGAAACAGACCCGGUGCUCACUUUAGUGCCCGACUACAAGGUCUCGAUCUUAUACUCGGGCACCGGCACCGUGCCCAAAUUCUAGCGCGGGUACUUAACAAAAGGUGCGUUCACAUUAGGGCCUAGCGAGUAUCGUACUCGGGAACCAGUGCCGGUGAACCAAGUGUGAACGCAGCCUUUAGUCUGUUAAUCAGGCUCAGAGAUUGGCCAUUUUGAGACUGAUUUCGCAAGAGACUGGGUCGGGGUUGUGUCGAACUGCAUUGAGGGAGCGUCUUGGGGGACGAAUUUUUACCCACACUCCUGUGCGAGCUUGAAAAAGUCAAAAGGAAACAUCACUGUUUACAGACAACGAGUGAAACAAAAGAACUUCCCGCUUUUUUUAGAAAAACUAAUGCGCGUGAGUAUCGCUACAGAACUAUUGAAGGGGCGAUAGUGUCCCACAAUGCAAUUGAACACAACAUCGAAACAGACUCUUGGGCAAACUCACAAGUAGCCACUGAUACAAAGUGCAAUGGAUUGACUCUUAUUUUCUGUAGAUCUAAAAAAUAGUUUUUCUACCCCUUUUUUAUAUCGCCAUUCUUGUUCAAUGUUGACAGAUAUUGAUGAAUGCGAUGAGGAAUUGCACGACUGCAAGCUAGGUAUGCCGGGGGGCAUGAAAUGCAUAAAUGAGCCUGGUUCGUUUCGUUGUGAAUGUCUCCCCGGAUUUGUUAAAGAAGGUUCUAUCUGCAAAGGUCAGUAUUUUAAGGGGAAUAUUCUAACAGCUCCAAUGCCUUCUUAAAAAUAAUGACCGAGCGCGUAGGGCGAGGUUAUGAUUGAUUUUUUAAGAAGGGCAUUAUCCGGUUUAGUGGACCUUUCUAUUGUUUUAGAACCACCAGGUCAUUAUUAGGGCCACUGAAAUGGAAGAGUGGGUUAUUAUUCCUAAUAAUGACCUCCUGCUCCACCUGUCUUCCGUGACCUGCUCUUCCAGUUGUUGAAAAUUACAAUCUUUUCAAAACAAUGGAAAGGUACAUUAAACAUAUUCAAUAACCUUUUUAUUAAUUAUUCAUUAUAACUACUCCCAGACUCACAAUGAUAUUACUAUUGAGUAUAAAUUUUUGGCAUCAUUUUUGUUCCUACUUAGUUUAGAGAACCAACGGAUGUUUUGUUUUAAAAGUUACCCUCGCAGAGCGUAACCAUUAACAUGUUUUUGCGUGUUGUUCAGACGUUGACGAAUGUGGGUCCUCCAGCUUCAAUAACUGUUCACUUAACGAGAAAUGUGUGAAUGAACAUGGAUCAUUCCGUUGUGAGUGCAUCGUUAUUGGACAGUGUAAUAAAGGUCAGUGAAUAUCACUAGAGGUCGCUAAUCAGAUAACUUGUAACAAGGCUUUGUGUAACAUGCAUCGUUAUGUUUACUGUGCGUUAUUAGGAAGCUUUAAGCAACCACGAUGACGGCGAAAACGACAACGUCAAAAACCAAUUGUUUUUAUGAGCAAAACAACAGCUUUGCACGUGCAUCACACUUUUUUGGUUCAUUUCUUUGACGUUUUCUGCACGCGUACGAGUACGACGUGAAACCCCUUAAUACGCCUUUUUAUGGAGGACGUAAACAUACGACGACGAAUUUUCCUUUCUCGUUUUGAAACUGGAUAAAGUCCUUAGGAAUUCAACUCUAGGAAAAACUUCCUGCAUUUGACAAAUUGAGCGGGUGCAAAUAGAUGCGAUAAAGUUUAAAAGGACGUAAAUUGAUUUUAUUUUUGGCGACGUUUUCCUUGCCGUCGUCGUCUUCGUUACUUCGGCAUUCUAUUCGGAGAUCACAAACGUUAUGAAGUGUCAACCUUCUUCUCGCCAACUAAACCUGCUUAAUACCUCAAUAAUAAUACCUUUGCCACAGAAAAGAAGUCUUACGAACCCGACAAAAUGGUUUACCUUGUUUGUUUGAUAUUGAUCAGUUUAAUUGUAUCCCAGAAUGCCAUGAUGCUCUCGGUGUAGAAAGCGGUGCCAUCUCUGAUGGGCAAAUGAGUGCUUCUUCGCAGCGGAAUGAAAAUCACGCUGCCUCUCGUGGAAGGCUCUUCGCUAAAGCUGGUUCAGGCAAAAGCGGAUCAUGGUCAGCAAAAUAUAAUAACGUUUCUCAAUGGCUUCAAGUCGAUUUGGGUAAUUCGCACACCAAGGUCACUGCCCUAGCAACACAAGGCAAAAAUAACAACGAUCAGUGGGUAACGAAAUACAAAGUGCAGUAUAGCAGAGAUGGCGUCAGUUUUCAAUAUUUCAUGGAGGAACAAUCCAGCAAAAUAAAGGUAAGAUGGUGUCCAUCCUAGUACGUACAAAUAUGAAAUUUUUAAAUUAAGUGUUACCUACCUACGUACCUACCCAACUACCUACUUACCUACCUACCCACCUACUUACCUAACUACCUACCUACCUACCCACCCACCCACCUACCUACCUAUCUGCCUACCCACCUAUUUACCUACCUACCUACUUACCCACCUACCUACCCACCUACCUACCUACCUGCCUACCUACCUACCUACCCACCUACCUGCCUAGCUAUCCACUCAUUUACCUACCUACCUACUUACCCACCUACCUACCUACCUACCCAAUUACCUACCUACCUACCUACCCACCUACCCACCUACCUACCUACCUACCUACCUACUUACCCACCUACCUACCUACCUACCUACCACCUACCUACCUACCCACCUACCCACAGGGCUCGAAAUUAAAAAAAAUGUCUGGUCGCAAAUUUGCGACUAGUUACGAAAAUUUGGUCGCAACUUUGAAAAUGUUAGUCGCGAAAUUAAUUGAGGCCAUUUAAUCAAGAAAUAAGUAGGCUUUUAAAUGAUUAACGCUUUAAUUUUCAUUCUUUCAACAGCUUUCAUGUCAUUUCGAGACUUAAUAGUACAGAACGUUUAGCGUCUCGGACAACACCAGUUCAUCUAAACGAUCAAGUUGAACCUGCGUUAAGGCACAUAAAUUAGUGUCUGUUAUUUUAGUCAAAGCAAUAGAUUUCCAAAUCAUGAACAGAUAUUACAGCAGGAAACUGCAGUUCUUAAAUGCCUCCAAUCUCUGCAAAAUAGCAAUAACAUUUGUACUAGGCGGACAUCCGACAUGGUUAUAGGUUACGUUACGUAACUAAAUUCCUUUAGUUUUACCUUUUGCAGGUUUUCCACCGAUGACAAAACAAGUAACGAAUUCUUUUAUAUAUUAAGCUUUACAUUUGAAGUAUCAGGGGUGUUACUACAGUGAUUAUUCAAAGAACCCUGAAGGACUGAAUCAUUCAAUACGACGAUACGUGCCGUGCGGACAUUCCGCCAUCUUUGUUUGCUAAACCUUGUUUUCAUGUAUACGUAGAUUCAUCUCGAGGAAGAUUACUUUAUCUUGGUUUUGGCUGCUGACUGAUUAGACGUGAGAAUUCCUCUUGUUUUCUUGAGUAUAUAACUUUCGCUCGGUCGAUUUCUUCGUUUAAAAUGUGACCUUUGAAACAAUUUAAGUCGCUUUCAUCCGACGUAAUUGACUCACUAAAGAAGAACACAUGUGUACUGUGAGGGCCGUAACGCGGGUCAUAAACGCGGGAAAAGUCCUCAGCAUGCUGGCGGGACUGUCAGCGGCAAAUCAAAACGAAAUAUGAGCCUGCAAUGUACAUGUUUACAGAACCCGCUGAAAAUGGCGUACUGUUGAAGGAAUAUCGUUGCGUGUAUGCAUUCCAGGUAAAUUACGGUAAACCUUCAGAUUGUAACAAAAUUAUAAGACGCUACUUCAAUGAAUCUUUUUAUUUCUAAAUUUAUUUAAGCAAAAAUUCAAGUGCUAGUCCUUUUAUUUCGCAUCAGUUAAGGCAAAACCUAGUCACAAAUUUGCGACUACUCUCGUUUUUCUAGGCGCAAAUAAGAAAAAUUAAGUCGCAAAUGCGACCGUAUCGGUCGCAAUUUCGAGCCCUGACCCACCUACCCUCCUACCUUCCUACCUACCACCUACCCACCUACCCACCGACCCACCUACCCUCCUACCUUCCUACCUACCUACCCACCUACCACCUACCUACCUACCCACCUACCCUCCUACCCUCCUACCUUCCUACCUACCUACCUACCCACCUACCACCUACCUACCUACCCACCCACCUACCUACCUACCUACCUACCCACCUACCUACCUACCUACCCACCUACCUACCUACCUACCUACCUACCACCUACCUACCUACCCACCUACCUUCCUACCUACCUACCCACCUACCUACCUACCUACCUACCACCUACCUACCCACUUACCUUCCUACCUACCUACCCACCUACCUACCUACCCACCUACCUUCCUACCUACCUACCUACCUACCACCUACCUACCUACCCACCUACCUAUUCACCUACCCACCUACCUUUAAACCUUGCACGUUUUUCGUCAUUUUAAAAGGAUAGCAACAGGCCAUUUCCGAGUUGCCCCAAGCCUCUGUUCCAAAGCGAGGCCAAGUGCAAAGCCACUGAUAUGAACAUAAUUUUUUAUCCUCAUGCAAAUAAAACUCAUUUUUACACUUAGCCUUAUUUUGAAAGUGAGAGUAUUUGGAACUCCGAAGUGGCCUGUAGCUCUGCUGCGGAAUAAGCUCUUAAUCCAGCAGAUAAGUAUUAGGACAACUAACUGGGCUACCCCCAGUUAGAGAUUUUCCCAGUGGAUAGUGUUAUCCACCUUUUAAACAGCUGAGGCCUGAGUGGAGAGAGAAAUGAGAUAGACAAGGUGGAGUAAAGUGUCUUGUCUAAGAAAACAACGCAAAGGCAAGGCUUGAAUUCCCGAGGGGAAGGGUACUUCCUAUAAUGGCCCAUACGUGGAGGCUCCGCCCGAAAGCAUACCGUUUUCAGGCUUCAGGUAUAUGAAAGGGUAGGAAUUUGGCUAGUUGAAGUACAUAAAAGGGUAUUUGGGUCUGUGAAAGGGCCCAGAAGGGCUAACAGAUGCACUUUAUGGCUUUGAAAAGGUCGUGGAAACUUUCUGGUUUUGUGAUUUAAACAUAUUUAAGUUGCAAAGUUCUAAACUAGGUAUGUGAAAGGGGUACCAUUUCUCAAUAGAAGGUAUUCGAAAGGGGUACCAUUUCUGUCAAAAAUGGUAUAUUAAAGGGUAAAGGUAUUAGCCUCACCGUCUUAAAGUUUGUUUGUUAAUCGUCCAGCACCACGUCUCUACGCUCUUUUUGUAUUCAGUAAUUUUUAUUGAUAAGUGUCGUAUUCAUUACAAGAUGUUUUUCAGCAAGUUUGUCUUCUUUUUUUAAAAUUUUGUUAGGAGUUUGUUGGAAACACAGACCGGAACACUGUGGUCUACCACAAACUCAGUCAUGCCAUGAGGGUACGCUACAUCCGUUUUCGACCAGUAGCCUGGCACCAUCACAUAUCCAUGAGGGUGGAGAUUUAUGGGUGCAAAGGUAAAAUUUGCAUUUUCAUUCCGGUUAUCAAAACACUGACCAACUGCUGCUUGAGGAAGGAUGGAGUGUUGUGAUAAUAACGCCCUUCCCAAUUCAUGUCCAAAACAAAAAACGCAAAGUAAAACAAAUACAGUCAAUGCUUGCCUUGUUUUAGGCCUUAAAAAUAUGUUAUCUUUCAAUUGUUUCCUCCUGAAUAGGGUCAUAAGUAACUCUCGUGGAACACACCAACCCUAAAAAGAAAGAAGUAACCCUUAGGUGGGAGUGGGAACCACAAAAUGGAUUAGAUAGUAUAGAGCUUUACAAUGUAGUGCGUUGCUACUAUUUUAUUUUAGCUUUUCUAGCCCCUGAUGAAGACUAGUUUUGUCUAGUCGAAAUAUUAGGCAAAUAAAUUAAUGUAAAUUACCAACCCUUAGCUGUCCAACCAGCCUUGCCUUCAAUUUUAAGUGAACUUGCUCCAUCAGCCCACAAAUUGUUAACGUUAUCGCCCAGUAAAAUCAUAUUUCAUCGCCCCAUGUAAGGAAAUUUGUAUUACGGAUUCCGGUAAAUGUUUUGCUAGUGGAAUCCUGGACUUUGGAAUCCGGAAUUAGGGCUCAACGAACCUGGAAUCCCACUAACGAUUGGAAUCCCGAAUCCAAAUUCCACUGACAAGAAUCCAGAAUCCUGUACCCGAAAUCCAAAUCCAAUCCAAAAUUUACUGAAUACGCAUUUUAAAUUGAUACAUUUAGAAUGUGCAGAUGAUCUGGGAAUGGAAAACAAUGGUAUUAGCGAUGAUCAAAUCAGUGCCUCUUCAGAGCUGAGUCUCAAUCACAAAGCAAACCAAGGCAGACUUUACUAUACGGCUGACGAAGGGAAAGGGGGAGCCUGGUCAGCUAAAACAACCGAUGGAAAUCCAUGGCUUCAAAUUGAUCUUGGAGGCCUGUACGCUACCGUAACAGCAGUGGCAACGCAAGGCAGACAUGACGAGGAUGAAUGGGUUACGGAAUACAUGUUGCAGUACAGUAACGAGACUUUGAAUUUCCAGCACUACAGGGAACAAGGACAAACUACAUAUAAGGCAUGAGAAAAUAAAUAAAUAAAUAAAUAAAUAUAUAUAUAAACCUAACAAAGAGACCUGAGUGGAGAUGCUCAGUGCUCCGGAGGAUCAUAUGCUCUGCCACUUACCGUAUUUAUUCGAAUAAGCGGCCAACCUUGAAUUAGCGCCCACGUUUAAUAAGCGCCCAUCCUAAAAGCAGAAAAAGUUAAUAAGCGCCCACCCCACCCCACCUCUCUCUCACUCCCACUCAAACUCAAAUAAGCGCCCACCCCCACCCCAGCCCGCCCAAAACUGAAUAAGUACUGAUAAGAGACUUCCCCGAAGAUGGAGUUUUCUUCAAAGUAUUUUUUUGGAAACCUUUCUUUGUUAAACCUGCGCGUUUUGUUAUUGCCAUUUAUUGUUUUGUUGCAAAAUAAACAUACUGCUCUUGCUGAAAAUGUUGAAAAUUUAAUAAGUGCCCAGCCUCGAAUAAGUGCCCACCUUGAAUAAGCGCCCACUCUCAAGGUCCAAAAAUUUAAUAAGCGCCCAGGGCGGUUAAUCGAAUAAAUACGGUAACCAUGUGCUCAAAACCCUAAUCCUUCCCUACCCUCCCCUUUACCUACCGAGCGUCUUUCAUUCGCUUUUCUCGUUGAGAAACUUCCUGAAAUUAUUCAAGAGUACAUCAUCCGUUGAGGGUCUCACAGGAUACUUCAUAAGACUCUUGAAAAUACCCACGUUAGAAUUAUUCUUACCAUUUUCCUAUCCUUCAACUCGUGAGAUCCCUUUACUUUUAAAAUACCUUUAGCCGGCAAGCAAAGCAUCCCUGUAUAGUCCGUUUUCGAUUGUAACCCUCCCCUCAAAUACACACACACCACGAGUCAGUACUAACUCAGGGUUAAGUCCUGAGUCGAGACAAGUGUGCGUUGUAGAGUGAAUAAUAUGUACUCCUGAUAAUCUGUUUAUUUCCUCCGGUUAGAUCUUUACAGGGAAUGAUGAUCGUGAUACCGUAGUUCUUCAUAGCUUGAGUACGCCAUUCAAGGCGCGUUACAUCCGUUUUCUACCAACUGAUUGGCAUGCCAAAAUUUCAAUGAGAGUAGAGCUUUAUGGAUGCAAAGGUAAUUUAGAAGGUACAUAGCUGUACAUGUUUUCAAGUCUGAAAGCAACGGUCCAGUUCAUUUCUUUUUAGGACUGUUGUUGACAGUGACUGACGUUUCGACAACCUGUGCGGUAAUCACCUUCAGAGUCAAAGCGAGUUGUAUCACGUCAGAACUCCUAACCGUUGUUAAUUUAUUUCCGUCACUGACAUUCUCGUUAAAACAGACUCGUGGUAGAAUGAUAACGGCCUUUUUCUCGUCAAGAUGAUACUUAUUCAAGCGUGCGCACUGCUAACCUUUUGACCUCUUCCGCCAUUGGUUUACGUAAAGUCUUAUACUUCAUCGUUAUUGUUAUUAUUUUAAAUUAUAGCGUUCUUAAUUAUAAUUUAAUACUGAAGAUUUUACCGGGCAAGUAUAUGUGUACAGCUGUUCGGAAAAAGUGCACGCGACAAUCCCGAAAGGUAUUGUGGGUGGUGUUUAGUUCACUGUUUUUAAAAGAAAUUUCAAAGAAUGGCACGAGAGGCCAUGGACGUAUGUUUGAAAGUGCUAGUGGAAAGCAACAAAAGUAGGUUCGACAGCUACAGUGUCAGGAACAAGUCAUUGAUCAUAUCCCUUAUUACCUUUCCCGAUUGUCGCGUGCACAGUUUUUGCGACAACCUUUCUCGAAAUAGCUGUAUAUGAAAUGUAUGAAUCGCACCUUGUCGGCAACAUGACUGAUUUACCAUGCGAUUUAAAAAAGAAAAUAAUAAAUUCAUGCUACAAAAUUGUACCUUUUUCAUUUUUUUUUUUUUUUACAUUUCCUUUCAGACUGGAAAAAGAUUAACAAUGAAUCAGUCUGCUACAAAGCUAAAGACUCGCAUGGAAGUUUUCGCAUCACCAAACAGGGACUCAUCCACGCGUUUAAACUUGUUCACCGAAGAGGAUCAUUAAAGUGUGCACAACACAUACCAGCAACCUUUUGGGGCUGCCCACACCGCAAUUAUGGUGUUCAAACACUAUCUACUGUAAUAACAAACGCGAACAAAAGUGUUCUCCCUCUAGCAGAAUACAGAGAUCAUGGCCACUGUGAAAAAUACUCGUAUAAGAUCAAGGGUAUAGAUGUUAACUCGACGGAACUCCUGUUUAACCAUCUUCCGUCUCCAAUAUCCGUGUCCAGUGGACAGGUAUUCAAAAUUUGGUAUACUGAAGCCUUGCUGAAUAAACACAAUUGUUACAAGGAUAAUAGUGGUAAGAUAUGCAUUGACGUUUAUGCGUUGUACGAUUGA